Molecule: messenger RNA, 2095 nt
Organism: Gastrolobium bilobum
Lineage: Eukaryota; Viridiplantae; Streptophyta; Magnoliopsida; Fabales; Fabaceae
Product: ethylene-responsive transcription factor CRF3-like
Exons: 1
Coding region: 750-1760 (336 amino acids)
Biological process (GO): regulation of DNA-templated transcription
Molecular function (GO): DNA-binding transcription factor activity; DNA binding
Source: RefSeq, a predicted model, not a curated record
UUUAUGAGCACCAAGAAAACAGUAAAAUGCGACCUUUCGGAUUUCGGCUGUUUGAUCCCAUAAAACAGCGAUUUCGGAGUUUCGGUCGUCUCAAGCGAGUAAACUGUUACUUCUUAAUUCUUAUAACUUUCUUCUUAAAAACACUCUCUCCUAAAGAGCCACUGCAACAACAGAAUCUGUAUCUUUUUUGCCCCUUCUCUUCUCCUCUCCUCUCCUUUGAAUUCGAAGAUUUUCCUCUUUUUGUCAAAAGAAGUUUCAACGAAAGUGUCCUGCAGCCAAGAGUUGCUCAAACACUAUUGGAAUAAUCAUAAAAAAAAUUCUCUUUAUAGCUUUUCUUUUAAGCCCUUAUUGAAGUUUAUAGCACGAGUGAGUCCAUCCAGUGUUGUUGUGUUGUGCUUUCUAAUCCUCACCACCAUCACCGCUCCAUGACGUUAAAAGAGAUCUUCUUUUCUCUUUAUUCCUAUCUUUGUCGACCAAUUCCAUCUUCCCACUGAAACAGUGACCCUUUCACAUUUUAAUACUAUUUAUUGCACAAUUACUACUUUCCUUUUUUUCAUUUUAACCCCAUCUUUCAAUUCCCCACCUUUUCAUGUUUUUUUUGGCAGAUUUCAUCACAAACAAGCUUUGCAGUGCCCAUCCAACUGCCUCAGUCUUCUUUCUCACGGUUCUCUUUUAUUCCUAAACCUGGCCCCUUAUUUAUUUACCCCCAAAACACACUUUCUUUGACACAAUAGAAAAACAAAAAAACCAUGGAACAGAGCAUCCAAUGCAAAUACACUGUUCACAACACAACAGUCACCAAAAAACUCUCUAAGCCUAAAAAACUCUCCGGUGCUGCUAUUCUCACAUGCCCCAAAGCGAUUCGCGUAUCCGUCACUGAUCCAGAUGCCACUGACUCCUCCAGCGAUGAAGAAAGAGACCACUUACCUCGCCGGAGAAUGAAGCGCUAUGUUCACCGGAUUGACAUCCAGUCCGCAGAAAAAACCGUUGCAACCACCGUCAGGAAGAGGCCCACCGGAGAAACCACUCUUUCCCGGCCGCCGGCCAAGGUCUCGGCGGCGGCGGCUAACAACGGCAGAAAGUUUCGCGGCGUGCGGCAGAGACCUUGGGGAAAAUGGGCGGCGGAGAUUCGAGAUCCGACGAAGCGCGUGCGGCUCUGGUUGGGUACCUACGACACUGCCGAGGAAGCAGCCAUGGUGUAUGACAAUGCCGCAAUUAAGCUUCGAGGUCCUGGUGCUCUAACAAACUUCGUUAUUCCGCCGGCGAUUGAGAAGCCGGUGGAAGCGGAAGUCCCCAACGGAAAACCAGAAAUGAACGUGGUUGUUGCGAAAUCGGAGGCGUCUGGCUCCGGCUACGAAUCCGGAGAAGAGUGUCUCAAUCUUUCUUCGCCUACUUCGGUUCUCCGAUUCACACGCGAGGAAACCAGCGAACCGCAGAAACCGGUUGAACCGGAAAAAGUGUUUGCUGAACCGGUGGGAGAAUGUCAAGAUGAGACGAGGUUGUUCGACGAGUUUUUCCGACAGGACAUGCCGGCGUGGGAUGAUGUUUUCAAUUUUCCAUCGACUCCGGAUUACUCGGUAAUGUUUGAAGAGCCUGCUUCGCACUUGUUUGAUGAAACGACACCGGUUUUUGUUAGUGAGGGUUUAAGCCAUCUCACAGAUUUUGAUUUUGGGAAAACCGACUCGCCAUCAACGUUGUGCCAAGUGGACGAUUACUUCCAUGACAUUUUGUUAGGUUCAGAUCCUCUCGUGGUGCUGUGAAAAUGAGUGAACGAGACAGAGACUCGUCAUCUCAAUUUCUCACAAUCCUUUCUCUCUAUUGCCGUCAUUGGCCUCUGCUAAUUUCUCGGCAGAUUUUUGUUCCCGUGGCAACUAAAUCUCACAAAAAAAUAAAAUAAAAAAAAAAGUUUAUAUUUUUAACUUUUGCUUUAAAUAUUAGUAUUUUUUCAGUAUAUUAUUUAUUUGUUUUAGAAAUUACGUUUAGUGAGGGGAGUGAAGUUUUGUUAGAUUUUAUUUAUAAUUCCUUUGCCUAAUAAUUAGGGGUUGUUGAGAAUGUAACAUAUUGUCCAAAUAUCAAUGCAAGUGUAUUAAGUUCU